Molecule: messenger RNA, 1575 nt
Organism: Hyaloperonospora brassicae
Lineage: Eukaryota; Oomycota; Peronosporomycetes; Peronosporales; Peronosporaceae
Source: the annotation of a GenBank genome assembly
AUGGAUCCUGCCGCUGCGUGGCAAGAAGUGGCGCGCUUCCACGAGACGAGCAUCGCCACGUCUGCUCACAUGUACGGCCUGGACCAGGAGAACGCACUGGUGCGCGAGUUCCUGGCAAAGGUCCCGAUCGCAGCGCUCUUUGCGUGUCUACAGGACGCCAGCGACCGCGGAUCGAACAAAGAGGUGAAGCAGGCGUGCAAGUGCAUCAAUCGCGUGCUAAGUUCCAGCACCGACGGCGCGAGUCUCUUUUUCCAUCCAGACACCGUUCCUUUCGUGCUGGCGGGUCUGUCUCACGUGGAGAAGCAGGCGAGAGAGCUCGUGGCGGACCAGUUCAUUGCGCAACUCGGCAGAAGACCGUCGCCGGAUCAGUAUAAAGCUGUGGCAGACCCUUUGGUUCUAGAGCGAUUAUGUAGCGUGGUCAGCGAUGACGAUGUUGAUGUCGCUUCCAAGGCUUCGACGGUGCUCGAAAUGUUCGCAAGCAUGCCCGAGAGCGGAAUCUACCGAGCAGUGCUGGACUCGCUCAAGAAAAGAGCGCAGAGCAGUGAAAUUACUCUGAACUCGAUCGAGUAUAUGCGGUAUUUGGAAACGAUCGUGAAGAUCUGCGCUCAAGAGGAUACUCAUGUGGAAUAUGGCAUCUCCGUGGGUGCCAUCGACUUGGUUGUGGACUGCUUACGAUCCAAUGAUCCUCUUUUCUUGAUGAACGUCGUUGAGUUGGUCCCGGCAAUCUGCCAGACGAAGAUCGGUGUCGAAUAUAUCGUCAAGUCAGGAACGCUGAAAACUCUGUUGGACAUGACGCAAGAUCCGUUUGUCGGAGGAAACGUGAUUCGACUCGUGGGUGAGAUCUCGGCUACAGCAGCGAGGGUCAACAUCAAGACGUGGACUUGGGGCGAUGCCACUCUUUCAGACGCUUUUUUGGAAACGGUGGAGAGCAAAAUGCAGAGCUCGGAUUCACUGCAGCAGAUUGCAGCGAUGGACGCGCUCGCUGCAUUCGGCUCUACGUCGGACAAAGAGAUGCACGUUUUGCUUCAGCAUCGAAGCAUUUGUCAAAAGUGGAUGAGCUUCAGUACGAGUACAAAGCUGCCCGUGAAAAGCAACUGCUUUCACUCCAUCGCGCGUGUUCUCGGGGCACAUACGCGACUCGUGAGGCAGCUCGACGACGUGCCAAAUGAGACACAAGAAGUCUGGAGCCUGUGCGAGCGCUUGUUCAACAGCCUCGGGCCCGAGGGCGCGCAGCAGUCCACGAUGGUGUUGCUGAUGAACACGCUGAAGCAGCCAUUCGAGGAGUUACGAACGUCCGUGUUCCACGUGCUGCGCUCCGUGGCGGCGCAAAACAAUCCAUGGGGUAUGCGCGUGCUGCGAUCGUACGGCGGCUUUUUCGAGUUCCUCUUGGACCGCACGACCGAAGCGACCAAAGACGCGCGCGAGUGGAAAUUUGCCGUGCUCGACGCCGUACUCGCCUCGCCGUUCCAGUCGCAAUUGGACGACUCGCUGCACGAAAAGCUAAGAGCGAAUUUGGCUCAAGGCCCAUACGCUCGAGCGCCGGCGUUGGCCGAAAUGGUCCUCGAGUCGGCGUAG